Molecule: messenger RNA, 1567 nt
Organism: Balaenoptera acutorostrata (minke whale)
Lineage: Eukaryota; Metazoa; Chordata; Mammalia; Artiodactyla; Balaenopteridae
Gene: MARCKSL1
Product: MARCKS like 1
Exons: 2
Coding region: 213-809 (198 amino acids)
Biological process (GO): central nervous system development; actin filament organization
Cellular component (GO): cytoplasm; plasma membrane
Molecular function (GO): calmodulin binding; actin filament binding
Source: RefSeq, a predicted model, not a curated record
GGCGGCGGGCGGCAUUCUGGCGCGGAGCGGAGCGGCGGCGGGUGCAGCUAGCGGGUUGGGCGCGGAGCGGGGGUGCAGCUCGGUUUCCCCCCGACACCCCUCCCCCUCAGGCGCGAGCCCCACCCCUCCGGCGGCCAGGCCCACCCGACCGAACUAUCCCCUGCGGCGCGAGCCCGGGGCGGCUCCGGGCGCCCCCCAGCAGAACCCCCACCAUGGGCAGCCAGAGCUCCAAGGCUCCCCGGGGCGACGUGACCGCCGAGGAGGCAGCAGGCGCUUCCCCCGCUAAGGUCAACGGACAGGAGAACGGCCACGUGAAAAGCAAUGGAGACUUAUCCCCCAAAGGUGAAGGGGAGUCGACCCCCGUGAACGGAACAGAGGAGGCAGCCGGGGCCACUGGCGAUGCCAUCGAGCCGGCACCCCCUAGCCAGGGCGCUGAGGCCAAGGGGGAGGUCCCCCCCAAGGAGACCCCCAAGAAGAAGAAGAAAUUCUCUUUCAAGAAGCCUUUCAAAUUGAGUGGCCUGUCCUUCAAGAGAAAUCGGAAGGAGGGAGGGGGUGAUUCGUCUGCCUCCUCACCCACAGAGGAAGAGCAGGAGCAGGGGGAGAUCGGUGCCUGCAGCGAGGAAGGCACUGCCCUGGAAGGGAAGGCUGCCGCCACCCCUGAGAGCCAGGAGCCCCAGGCCAAAGGGGCAGAGGCUAGCGCUGCCUCCAAGGGAGGAGACACAGAAGAGGCAGGGCCCCAGGCCGCAGAGCCAUCCACUCCCUCGGGGCCGGAGAGUGGCCCUACACCAGCGAGCGAGCAGAAUGAGUAGCUGGGUGGGGGCAGGUGGGUGAUCUCUAAGCUGCAAAAACUGUGCUGUCCUUGUGAGGUCACUGCCUGGACCUGGUGCCCUGGCUGCCUUCCUGUGCCCAGAAAGGAAGGGGCUGUUGCCCCCUAGCCACGUUCCCUCUCCUCCUCUCCCUCCUGUGGAUUCUCCCAUCAUCCAUCUGGUCUUCCUCUUAAGGCCAGUCGAAGAUGGUCCCUUGCAGUUUCCCAAGUUAGGUUAGUGAUGUGAAAUGCUCCUGCUCCUGUCCCUGCCUCCUUCCCUGUCCCCACCUGUCCAGAAGGCAAUUGCUGGUUUUCUUCCCCAAUUCUUUUCCAAGUAGGCUUUGUUUACUCCCCAAAUCCCUGAGCCAGAGGUGGGGGUGCCUACUCCCACGCCCUGAGUGUCCACCUUCCCGUUGUUUGUAGUCUCCUGUGCUGGGCCUAGUGGCCCCUGGGCUGGGGAGGACACUGCCCCUGUCUAGGUUUUUCUAAAUGUCUUACUCAAGUUCGAACCUCCAGCUUGUGAAUCAACUGUGUCUCUUUUUUGACUUGGUAAGCAAGUAUUAAGCUUUGGGGUGGGGGGGAGGUAUGUAAUGUGAAACAACUUCUUGUUGUCUUUUUUUUUUCCCCUCCCAUUGUUGUAAAUAACUUUUAAUGGCCAAACCCCAGAUUUGUAAUUUUUUUUUUUUUUCUAACUGCUAAAACCAUUCUCUUCCACCUGGUUUUACUGUAACAUUUGGAAAAGGAAUAAAUGUUGUCCCUUUA